This is a messenger RNA of Balaenoptera musculus (blue whale), 4012 nucleotides long. RefSeq names its product ATP binding cassette subfamily G member 1 (gene ABCG1). The record is from RefSeq and is a predicted model, not a curated record. Gene Ontology annotation, biological process: transmembrane transport; cholesterol homeostasis. The transcript is spliced from 15 exons. NCBI's taxonomy places the organism in Eukaryota, Metazoa, Chordata, Mammalia, Artiodactyla, Balaenopteridae. The coding region runs from base 104 to 2140 and encodes 678 amino acids. Gene Ontology annotation, molecular function: ABC-type sterol transporter activity; ATP hydrolysis activity; ATP binding. Gene Ontology annotation, cellular component: plasma membrane.
CCGCGUCGGGCGCAGCCGCCGAGCCUGGGGCGAGCGCAGCCUCUUGCCCGCCGCCCGUCCCCGCCGCCCGCAGCCUCGUCCCCGCCGCCGCCGCCCCCGGGGCAUGGCCUGUCUGACGGCCGCUUUCUCGGUCGGCACCGCCAUGAAUGGCACCAGUUACUCUGCAGCAAUGACAGAGCCCAAGUCAGUGUGCGUCUCUGUGGACGAGGUGGUCUCCAGCAACAGGGAGGUCACGGAGACGGAGCUGCUGAACGGACAUCUGAAGAAAGAGGACAACAAUCUCACAGAGGCCCAGCGCCUCUCCUCCCUGCCGCGGAGGGCGGCUGUGAAUAUCGAAUUCAAGGACCUUUCCUACUCGGUCCCAGAAGGCCCCUGGUGGAGGAAGAAAGGAUACAAGACCCUUCUGAAAGGAAUUUCUGGGAAGUUCAACAGUGGAGAGCUGGUGGCCAUCAUGGGCCCUUCCGGGGCUGGGAAGUCCACGUUCAUGAACAUCCUGGCCGGAUACAGGGAGACUGGCAUGAAGGGCGAGGUCCUCAUCAACGGCCUCCCGCGGGACCUACGCUGCUUCCGGAAGGUGUCCUGUUACAUCAUGCAGGACGACAUGCUGCUGCCACACCUGACCGUGCAGGAGGCCAUGAUGGUGUCUGCACAUCUGAAACUCCAGGAGAAGGACAAAGGCAGAAGGGAGAUGGUCAAGGAGAUCCUGACGGCCCUGGGCCUGCUGUCUUGCACCAACACGCGGACCGGCAGCCUCUCGGGCGGCCAGAGGAAGCGCCUGGCCAUCGCGCUGGAGCUGGUGAACAACCCUCCGGUCAUGUUCUUCGAUGAGCCCACCAGCGGCCUGGACAGCACCUCCUGCUUCCAGGUGGUCUCCCUGAUGAAGGGGCUGGCCCAGGGGGGGCGGUCCAUCAUCUGCACCAUCCACCAGCCCAGCGCCAAGCUCUUUGAGCUGUUCGACCAGCUUUAUGUCCUCAGUCAAGGACAGUGUGUGUACCGGGGAAAAGUCUCAAAUCUUGUACCAUAUUUGAGGGAUUUAGGUCUGAAUUGCCCAACCUACCACAACCCGGCCGAUUUUGUCAUGGAAGUCGCGUCCGGUGAAUAUGGCGAUCAGAACGGCCGCCUGGUGAGAGCCGUCCGGGAGGGCAUGUGUGACUCUGAGUACAGGAGAGAGCCCGGAGGUGAUGGCGAGGUGAACCCUUUUCUUUGGCACCGGCCCUCUGAAGAGGUAAAGCAGGCAAAACGAUUGAAGGGGUGGAGAAAGGACUCCACUUCCAUGGAAGGCUGUCACAGCUUCUCUGCCAGCUGCCUCACCCAGUUCUGCAUCCUCUUCAAAAGGACUUUUCUCAGCAUCAUGAGGGAUUCGGUCCUGACGCACCUGCGGAUCACCUCCCACAUUGGCAUCGGCCUCCUCAUUGGGCUGCUCUACUUGGGGAUCGGGAACGAGGCCAAGAAGGUCCUGAGCAACUCCGGCUUCCUUUUCUUCUCCAUGCUCUUCCUCAUGUUCGCAGCCCUCAUGCCCACCGUCCUCACGUUUCCCCUGGAGAUGGGAGUGUUUCUUCGAGAACACCUGAAUUACUGGUACAGCCUGAAGGCCUACUACCUGGCCAAGACCAUGGCCGACGUGCCCUUCCAGAUCAUGUUCCCCGUGGCCUACUGCAGCAUCGUGUACUGGAUGACGUCCCAGCCGUCCGACGCCGUGCGCUUCGUUCUCUUCGCGGCCCUGGGCACCAUGACCUCGCUGGUGGCGCAGUCUCUGGGCCUGCUGAUCGGAGCCGCCUCCACGUCCCUGCAGGUGGCAACCUUCGUGGGCCCCGUCACAGCCAUCCCCGUCCUCCUCUUCUCAGGAUUCUUCGUCAGCUUCGACACAAUCCCCACCUACCUGCAGUGGAUGUCCUACAUUUCCUACGUCAGGUAUGGGUUUGAAGGGGUCAUCCUCUCCAUCUAUGGCCUCGACCGGGAAGACCUACACUGUGACAUCGAUGACACGUGCCACUUCCAGAAGUCGGAGGCCAUUCUCAGAGAGCUGGACGUGGAGAACGCCAAGCUCUACCUGGACUUCAUCGUCCUGGGGAUUUUCUUCAUCUCCCUGCGUCUCAUUGCCUACUUUGUGCUGAGAUACAAAAUCCGGGCAGAGAGGUAAAGCACUGGAAAGCCAGAGAGAGGAAAAUUGGACACAGUGGCCAAGGGCCACUUGCAGAACCUGUGGCAAGCCCGGGCCCGAGGACACAGACACUCCUGGGACCCAACCCCUGGGACCACGUUUGGUUGUUGGGCGUCCAGUGCUGGACAUCGCCGCCCUGCUGGGUUGGGCCUUCUCUCCAUUACCCUUUCUAGCUGUAACUAAGAAGAAGAUGUAGAAAGGUUUUUUUUCCCACGUGCAGGAUUUUAGAAUACCACCCCUCAGGCAGAAUUUAAAACUGCAACAAAGCUGGUGACGAGGGGGUUCCUCGGCAAAAUUCUUCCUUCUGACCAGGGAGCUCUGGUCCUGGACGGGGGAUUCAGGCAGCUUCCUGGGGAUCCCUGUGCAGUCAGACGUCCAGGGGCAGAAAGGCGAAGCCAGGAGCCGAUUCCAUUCUGUGACUGGUGUUUUCGUAGUUUCACCUUUCUACGGUUUGUCUCUUUUUCCAAUGAGGUCAUUUUCCAAGCCAAAAGUUGAUAAAUUUCAUUCAUUUCCAGAAGCUGUACCUUUUUAGUACUUGGUGAAGAAAAUUAUUCAGGGUAAAUAUACUUUGUUUAGAGAUGAGAGGGGUUUGACUUGAUCGCUGAGCUGGUCUCAUUUACAGACAGAACUUGGGAAAGACGCAGAUGCCGGCUCCAGGUUGAAGGAUGACCUUGGAACCGUAUGCACUAAGCCGUGUGGAAGUCUUUUAAAGUUACACAGAAAGUUGUAAGGUGAAAUUGGCCAUCUCUUUCAAAGUCUUUUAUUUUCCCCAUGCUUCUUACUUUAAGCAAAAUAUAUUGGUUUUUUUCCUUCGUAAUUUUCCAAGCACCUUAAUUUUGCCUAAAAAAAAAUUCUGGAAAAUCAAUCCUGUUGAUUUUUUACAAACAUUUCUCUUCCCUGACAUAUCACAUCAACUACCUCCACUGAACCUGGGGAAGCUGGGCUUAGAGAAACUCCAGGUGUGAACGUUGUGGUAUCUGCAGGUGUAGCCCGCAAAAGAUGCACCAACUGCACAGGAGGAAAGAUGCUGAGAUUUCCUGAGAAUCCAAGGCCUUUGCCAGAAACUGGCGAAGACUUAGUGUGGCCGAGGCAUCUGGAGCUCCAUCAGAUCAUGCACUGAGAGCCGUGGGAGAUUCCAUCUCCCACAUCUGGUUUCCAUGGCAUCUCAGCGGCACCUUCACCUUCUCAGCGCCGGGCUAGCAUAGUCUUUCCAGACCAGAAACUCCUUUCCAGUGAUGCAGUCACAUAAGUAAAAUCCCUCUAGCACAGGAGCAGUGGGCAUAUCUGCAGGGUAAACGGCCUUUGAAUUCAUGGCGGGCGCCCGUGUGCUUGUUGGCGGCAGUAUGACCCCAGGGUGGAAGGGGACUCUGGCCAAAGAAGGUCCUCGGAAGGAAAACGGAAUCGCUUUCCCCUUCUAGAAUGCCGUGAACCUGGAAUCAGGGUCUCCUAAUGAAAGACUGUAUUUUUUGUGGACAGAUUCAUUCAUCUCCCCGAGCCUCAGUUUCCCCACCUGUAAAGAACAGCACGAAAUCGUCCUCAAGGUCAUGUUCAGCUCUGAAAGGUUCUGAGAUUCCUAGGUUGUGUUCCAGAACUUUUAUUUCCUAUUUAAGAGAAUGAGGAAGGUGCAAAUUUUACUCACACGUGGAUUUGAUUUGCAAGUGCUUAGGGGCCUCUUUUUCACCCUUAGAUCCCUUUUAGUAAACACAAUUGAGGUAUUUUAAAUGUAAAUUUACGUUUACCUGUUUUACACCAAUGUGGCGUUGCCUUCCAGAUUAAGUUACUUAACCAGGGUCAAACUUAGCCUUUAUAAAAAGUCUUUAUUCAGUUUCAAGAUAGACUUGCCUGUACGAA